This is a messenger RNA of Trametes versicolor FP-101664 SS1, 3268 nucleotides long. Its product is annotated as DUF221-domain-containing protein. Gene Ontology annotation, cellular component: plasma membrane. Gene Ontology annotation, molecular function: calcium-activated cation channel activity. The record is from RefSeq and is a predicted model, not a curated record. The coding region runs from base 58 to 3126 and encodes 1022 amino acids. Lineage: Eukaryota; Fungi; Basidiomycota; Agaricomycetes; Polyporales; Polyporaceae. The transcript is spliced from 14 exons.
GGCGGAUGCGCUCUCUCCCUCUUACGCUCAUCUAGCUUUGCGGCUUGUCUCAUAAACAUGCCUCCCUCUUGGGACUCUGGCCUACGCCUGCUUGCUCGUGCAUUUAACGAUACCGACACGCCUGGCGACGACAAUCCGACUCUCCCUCCGGGCUCGCCACCGACCCUCAAGUUUGAGGGGCCAUGGUUUGUCACCCAGAUCACGCUUUCAAUCACUAUCGGGCUCGUGUCCUUUCUUGUCUUUUCCUACUGCCGCACAAGAUGGCCGCUUCUCUUCGCGCCGCGGACGAAGCUCAAGGGUUUCUCCCCGCACGAGGCUCAUGCUCACCAGGCCCAGGCGUUCUUCGGCUGGAUCAUACCUACAAUCAGAAUCUCCGAGUUCACUGUGCUUCAGAUAGUUGGCCUCGAUGCUGCAGUCCUCCUAGGCUUUUUGAAGAUGUCAUUCUGGCUCUUCGCGAGCUGCUCAGUGUUCGCCAUUGCUAUCCUCAUGCCUAUCAACCUAAAGAACAACAUUGACAUUGGAGAUGGCCGAGAGGACGCGGGAGGUGGCUGGUUCGCAUUCAUCUCUUCUUUGGACCCUCCACCGAUAGGGACCCCAUCUGCCGGCGACAACUGGUGGGACCUGCUCAGCGAUGCUAAUUCCUACCUUUCCGUUCACCUGCUCUUCACCUACGUUUUCACAAUCCUUGCCCUGCGCGCCAUCUACAAGAACUUCAAACGGUUCAUACGCUCUCGCCAGCUAUUCUCCUUGGAGCUCGUACACUCUGUACCUGCGCGGACGGUCAUGGUCUCUCACUUGCCGCCGCAUCUCCAGACUGAGCCCGCGUUGGCGGAAUACUUCGAACAGAUGGACCUGCGAGUCGAGAGCGUCAAUGUCUCUCGGGAAGUUGGUUCACUGAGGAGGCUACUGGACCUGCGCACUGACGCGCUCUUGAAGCUUGAGUCUGCCUGGGUUGACUACCUCGGAAACCCCAGCCAGAUUGCCCCGACUACCACUGCGAACCAUCCGCUGGUGGACACAGAUACCGCCUCAAUAGAAAGCCAGCCGGAGCAGCUCGUGCUCCCCAACCGGAAAAGGCCGACCGUCCGGCCAGGGUGGUUCACGCGCAAAGUGGACGCGCUAGAAUACUACGAGCAGAAGUUCCGCGAGGCAGACGAGCUCGUGAAGAAGCGGCGGCGCAGCGGGCGUUUCAAGGCGUCCCACGUCGCUUUCGUCACCUUCGAGAAGAUGUCCAGCGCACAAGUCGCCGCACAAGCCGUGCACGCGCCGCACCCGACGCAGUGCCUCACGCACCUCGCGCCGGAGCCGCGCGACAUCGUGUGGUCGAGCAUCUCGCACCCGCCCGCGGGCGCACUCGUGCGCGAGUGGCUCACGAUGGGCGCGAUGGUCGUGCUGCAGUUCUUCUGGUUCAUCCCGAUCACGGCGCUCGCGGGUCUGCUCAGUUACUCGGAGAUCAAGAAGACGAUGCCGUGGCUCGCGCAGAUGAUCGAGCGCAACGAGCACCUCGCGGCGAUCGUGCAGAACUCGCUGCCGUCGGUGGGCGUUAUCACGCUGAAUGCGACGCUGCCGUUCUUGCUCGAAGCGUUGACGCUCAUUCAGGGCCUCCCUGCGAGGAGCUGGAUUGAAUUCUCGAUCAUGAAGAAAUACUUCCUCUUCCUGCUCGUCAACGUCGUCUUCAUCUUCCUUGUGGCCAGUACUUACUGGCAGCUGGUACGGGACCUCGCGAGUUCUCCAGCCAAGGGUAUAGAGAAGUUAGCAGAUGCACUAGCGGCAGGUAAAGCAAGGCACUUCUUCGUGUCCUAUGUAAUUCUUCAAGGUAUUGGCUUGAUGCCGCUGCAGCUGCUCAAUCUCGGGAUUCUCAUUCCAAGAAUGUUCUACCGCCUCUUCAUCACUCGGACGCCACGCGACUUCGCCGAGCUCAACGCACCACCUAUGAUCAACUACGGCAUCGUAUACCCGCAAGCAAUCCUCAUCUUCGUCAUAACUCUGCUGUACAGUGUCAUUCAGCCGCUCAUUCUCGUAUUCGGCGCGGUGUAUUUUGGCGUCGCCUACGUCGUGUACAAGUACAAGCUCCUCUUCGUCUUCUACAAGCCGUACGAGUCGCAGGGCCAAGCAUGGCCGAUCACGUUCGUGCGGCUCAUCUGGGGCGUGCUCAUCUUCAUCGUCUUCAUGAUCGGGCUGUUCAUCCUGAAGAAGUCGUUCAUCCUCGCGUCGCUGCUUGCCCCGCUGCUCGGCGGCACGCUCCUGUGGUGGUACUACACGGACAAGCAGUUCCGUCCGCUGAGCAAGUACGUGAGCUUGAGCUCGGUGCACGAGGUUGAGCGUGGAGAGGAGAGUGCGGAUGUGAUGCGGCUCAGGGAAGGCCACCCGGUGACGUGGUCGCAGAGCAAUUUGAACCGGCGUCGGUAUGCACAAAACGACGAGACUUUGUACGUCGCGCCCGAAGACGAGCGCACAGACUACUCUCAACCACCAAUGGCGAACUGGUAUAGCGGAGUGCUCAAUACCGGAAAGCGGAGAUACGGUCACCCCGCCAUCACCGGCGUGCUCCCCGUCCCAUGGCUGCCCAUUAAGCAAGGCCAGAGCCUGAACAGACAUCGCGACACAGGCGACGAUGGCACGCCCGCAGUCGUGCUUACACUUCGCAAGAAGUACAGCGUACACCGCGAGACCCUGCGGCAGCCAAGCCAGGCGAGCAACGACAGCAGCUCGAGCGCGGAGCAGGCGCUAUCCCCCGGCGGCGAGCACGUCGCGCCCUCAGAUCGCUCCGUGCUGGGCAACCCAUGGGAGGACGCACCGCCGCGUCCCCGCCCCCGCCCACACGGGCACCGGCAAACGGGUAGCACGCAGGUACGGCACCGGCUGAGCUUCGACGCGGCGUCUGGGGUGAUCAUGCUGCCCGAGGACGAGGACUGGAUGGAGGAGGACGCGGGGGACAGCGACUCGGACGACUACGGGGACCUGCAGAACUCGACGCUCUCGGAGGUGGGCCCGCGCGACAGCCCGGGCGUUGAGGGCGGGUACCAGGCGACGGCGGGCUCGCCGGGCCAUGGGAAGCGGUACAGCACGUACUACCACCAUCCGGAGCGGAGGAGACAGCCGCCAGCGUCGUCUCCGCCUCAGUAGUGUAUACCCAUUUGGCUCGGAGGUGUUGUUACCUAUGGAUCUAUUAGUUCGACACACGGUAUACCUGUCUACAUUAACGACCUCAUACUUGCUGCAUUGUACCACGCUUUUCACGAAGAUUUGUUAUAAAUUUCCAGUUUCU